AUGUCACCUCUGUGUUCUCUGGGAGGACCAUCUGCGUUAUGGGGAUUCAAGACUAGGGGAUUGGGUCCUAACGAGCCAAGGAGGGAAGUACAAGACGAUGAGAUCGGUGACACAUCCGAACGGGAUUUUGUGGGAGGGGAUGUUGCGGUCACUGCGUUUGCAGACCUCUCUUUUGAUCUUCCCCUAAAAUGGUUCAGAGACAGAGGAAUCCAUGGACAUGUGUUUGCAUGUGCCGGGAAUAUGGCAGAACUGUCAGAGAACAAGUAUAGGAACUUCACUGCUCCAAAGUUGUUGGAGACGUUCAGAAGCUCAGUUGGUGCAGGAAUCGUGGUACCAACUAGUCUAUUUCGCAUGGAGUUGUUUGAAGCAUAA
Molecule: messenger RNA, 372 nt
Organism: Arabidopsis lyrata subsp. lyrata
Lineage: Eukaryota; Viridiplantae; Streptophyta; Magnoliopsida; Brassicales; Brassicaceae
Exons: 2
Coding region: 1-372 (123 amino acids)
Cellular component (GO): outer membrane
Source: RefSeq, a predicted model, not a curated record